AUGAGCUCCUCAAAUUUUGGAAGAAGAACCUGGGAUAGAGAUCAAUAUUUAGAAAAUAGAGAUAAAGCAGGGGAAGAGGCUCAAAAAAUUUCACAAGAACAAUUAGAACAAUUGAAGUUAAAAUAUACCGGUAAUAAUGAUAAGCUUUUAAAUUCCCAAUUGCAUGAUAUAAACAAAAGACAAUUCACUGGAACGUCAUCAGCAUAUCAAAAACAAAGAAAAAAAAUUGGAUUUCAUUGUGAGCUUUGUAAUUUAACGUUUAAAGAUACUGUAUUAUUUGCAAACCACUUAAAUGAUAUGGGUCAUAACAUAAAGUAUAAAAAAUUAUUUGGGGAGGAUUUGGUUCAAGACAAAAGAAAUAAUGAUGAUAUACCUAUAAGGGAAUUUGAACAGCUUUUACAAAAAUUGAAACAGCAAUAUGAUAAUAAUAAGAGGGAGAUUAUGGCCAAAAAGACAGACAAAGAUGGGGGGAAAAAUUAUCAAAUUAAUAAGAAUGGAAACAAAGUUAAAAAAAUUAUGGGCUUUGAUAAAUUUAGAUAA
Molecule: messenger RNA, 540 nt
Organism: Saccharomycodes ludwigii
Lineage: Eukaryota; Fungi; Ascomycota; Saccharomycetes; Saccharomycodales; Saccharomycodaceae
Gene: SNU23
Product: U4/U6-U5 snRNP complex subunit SNU23
Exons: 1
Coding region: 1-540 (179 amino acids)
Biological process (GO): mRNA splicing, via spliceosome
Cellular component (GO): spliceosomal complex; U4/U6 x U5 tri-snRNP complex
Source: RefSeq, a predicted model, not a curated record